AAAGCGCAUGCGUUUGGGUGUAUCGUGUAUUGGCAGAUUUUCAGAAUGAAUGCAAACAUCAUCGAAAGAUUAACACCCACGAAAUGUCGUGAAUGCAAAUUCGAAGAAUGUUAGUUACAGACGAUUCACGUGUGAAACUACAGAAUGUGACUCACGACCGGUGUCGGUGUGUAUUGAAUAUUUGACAACAGAAGAUCACUUGACAAACUUUGACGUGGGAUGUUUGUAAUGCUGUGCUAUGUAAACGCUCACUCACUCACAGGUUCGGGUGAUUCCCGGGUCUGUUGUUUACGAACUGUUACCGUUGAUACAGAUCACAGAAAGUGAUCCACUAUGUAUACGUAAACUGUCAUGCGAUUCAGUAUUGUACAUAUAAUAAGACUUGUAGCUAAAUUAUCCUAAAAAUGAUGUCGUUUAUGAUGAAAAAGAAACGUUUCAAGUUCCAUGUAAACUUUUGCAUUGAGGAACUGUCAUCUGUGCCUUAUGUUAGUGGAAUAUUAUUUGCAAAGAUUCGACUGCUGGAUGGUGGCAACUUUGCAGGCCAGUCUGAAAGGCAGGACAUCACCAACAACUGUGUGAAAUGGAAGGCUCCAUUCAGUUUCCAGUGUAAGAUGACUGCCAAUGCUAACACCGGGUCACUUGAUGAGUGUAAAUGUCGCAUCUCCAUCCGCAGGGAACUGAAGGGAGGGAAGACAUACCAGAAGCUGGGGUACAAAGAUGUAGAUCUGGCAGAGUAUGCAGGGUCAGGCUGUCAGACGAAGAAGUUCCUUCUGGAGGGUUACGACUCCAAACACCGGCAGGACAACUCCGUCAUAGAAGUUACCGUGGAAAUGUCUCUGGUGUCUGGAGACCCUGUGUUCAAAGUCCCUCAAAAGAGCAAGUCCGUGUUUUAUCAUUUGCCUGGGGAGAUGAUGGAUGUACAGGAACAAGAAGCACGGUGUAUUGAGGACUGCAGUGAGGGGAGUCUUGCCUCCAACAGCAGUGGCUUUGACAGUCUGCCCAGGAAAGACCGCCCCACUAUCCUCCCUGUAGAAAAUCCUCCAGAGUUUGAGAUCAGCCAUGACUUUGAGAAGAGCCACUCGCGCAACAACAGCUAUGCAAGCCAGCAUUCUAAAAGCUCAACAGGCUAUGUCUCUCUGUCACAUAGUCGUCAGUCGAGUAUCGGCAAUGAAAACCCUACACACACCAGAUUUUUGAAUGUAUUUUAUUUAAGUCCAAGUGCUGGAUCUGCCCUCAUCAAUGAUCUCAUCAAAGGUGACCGGAGAAAGAAAUUUGAGGAUUCAAUGAAAGAGAGAAGGAUGGACUCCACAAGAGUAGAUGCUACUGGGGUUGUUGACGAGCUUUUCAACUCGGCAGACCUUCUGUCCUCCCGAGAAGAAAGUUCAGGACUACAGCUGCUGGUAGAUAAAGAUGGUACGACGGCCCUGAGGUGACGACUGGGACCCUAGGAAACGGGACCUUAUUUACAGCCCCCAGGCCAUCAUUGGAUUGGAACCAUAGUCGUUGGACCUAGUUUUAACGUCUCUAUAUGUCUCCACAUGGACCAGUAAAUCCAGAUCACUACAGGGAGAUCAUUCCCUGAGAAUUCUUAGGGCGAUUCCCUAGGAUAGCACCUCAACUUAUUCCUGUUUGAUUUUUAUAACAAUUGUUAAGAUGUUUCUUGUGGAGGAGGAGGAGGAGGUUCCAUUGAACUGAAACAAGUCUUACAGAUUUUGAAUUGAAACCACUUUCCUGAGAGGAUACUAUAGAUUCAACAAUCAAUGUUCCUAUGUUGUGAUUUUCUGUUAGAAGAUAUUACCAGAUGUCUUCACUGACCCAGUAACCAUUUAUAAACAAUUAACCAUGGCAAGUUUUACAAAUAACCGUGAAAGUGUUAACAUGUAACCAUGGCAGUGUUUUGCAACCAUGGACUUAUUUACAUGUAACCAUGGUGGUGUUUAUAAAACCGUUUGUAUGUAAUAAUUACUAAUGGAGGUCUCCCUUCCUUUUUGGGUCCUGGCAGUGAUAAUGGCCAUCAAUUAAAACAUGUAGAUGUGUGUUUACAGGCCACUAGUGUACUGGACAGAUAGAAAUGUCCAUUAUACAGGAGACUUUAGCAAACGGAUGGAUAUGAUAAGGGAGAUAACUCCAGGCAUCAAGUGACACAUGUCCAUAUCUAUUUUCAGAUUCUUCCAUUUCAGCUGUUCUCAUAGUACACUCGGUGCUACUACAUUGUAUCAUAACACUCUAGUGCAGUGUUGUUUAUGUGGUUGUAACAGUUUCUUCACACUCUGAAUGCAGUUUUAUAGGACCAAGUUGAUGUAAACUUGCCAUCACCAACACAUAGUUUAAUGAAAAGUUGAACAGAUGAGAGGUCAGUCCUUGCUAUGUUCUCUGAUGUUACCCCUGGCUAGGGGUAUAUAGGGCGCUGUACUAAGAUAUCGCACCAGCACACAUCUGGCCAGGGGGUAAUUCGUUCAUAGUAAGAAUUUGGCUAGGGGGGAUAACACCCUUAUACCAGGAGUUCACAUUUAGGCUGCUUUUGUGUAUCCUGGUUGAAACGAGGCAGGUGACACAGACAUAGUCUACGAUAUAUGACCAUAGGUAGAUGAGAAAUGGUCAAACCUUAUAGGCAGAGCUCCAAAUGUUCUGUGACAAAUAUAGAUAACAAUACAUCAAGUAUUAUUAGUACUUCUUUCAUCUUACUAAAUUUCAUAAUAUAUCCUGAAAAUAUAUCCUGAGACAACCUUGUUUUAUGUAGUAAUACUACACACCAGUGGAAGUCAGUCUUUAUUCUGGUCAGGCACACCAACACUCCUCAAUAUGCUCACAGCAAAGUCAGCCUUGGUCCUGAUAUGUACUGUUCAUAUUUUUAGCCAGUUGAAAUGGUUAAACCAGAUACCCAAAAGUGCCCCAGACAUACAUUCAGUCAGGGGGGAUAACUCCAUUGUGCUUAGAUAUCACACCAGUGCCGUUUUCGUUUAAACAGUUGAACUGGUCGGACCACAGUUUAUGUAAUAAGGUCGGACCUAGUAAUCUGAUGCUGCUUCAGGCAAGCCUUGACAAAAUAUUGAACAGACUGUCAUUGGUUAUUCGGCCAGGGGUGGAAUGGAGGAUGACUCCUGAACAGACUGUCAUGGGAUAUUCGGCCAGGAGUGGGAUGGAGGGUGACUUGUGAACAGACUGUAAUAGGUUAUUCGGCCAGGGGUGGGGUGGAGGGUGACUCCUGAACAGACUGUAAUAGGUUAUUCGGCCAGGGGUGGGGUGGAGGGUGACUCCUGAACAGACUGUAAUGGGUUAUUCGGCCAGGGGUGGGGUGGAGGGUGACUCCUGAACAGACUGUAAUGGGUUAUUCGGCCAGGGGUGGGGUGGAGGGUGACUCCUGAACAGACUGUAAUGGGUUAUUCGGCCAGGGGUGGGGUGGAGGGUGACUCCUGAACAGACUGUAAUAGGUUAUUCGGCCAGGGGUGGGGUGGAGGGUGACUCCUGAACAGACUGUAAUGGGUUAUUCAGCCAGGGGUUGGGUGGAGGGUGAAUCCUGAACAGACUGUAAUGGGUUAUUCGGCCAGGGGUGGGGUGGAGGGUGAAUCCUGAACAGACUGUAAUAGGUUAUUCGGCCAGGGGUGGGGUGGAGGGUGACUCCUGAACAGACUGUAAUGGGUUAUUCAGCCAGGGGUUGGGUGGAGGGUGAAUCCUGAACAGACUGUAAUGGGUUAUUCGGCCAGGGGUGGGGUGGAGGGUGAAUCCUGAACAGACUGUAAUGGGUUAUUCAGCCAGGGGUUGGGUGGAGGGUGAAUCCUGAACAGACUGUAAUGGGUUAUUCGGCCAGGGGUGGGGUGGAGGGUGAAUCCUGAACAGACUGUAAUGGGUUAUUCAGCCAGGGGUUGGGUGGAGGGUGAAUCCUGAACAGACUGUAAUGGGUUAUUCGGCCAGGGGUGGGGUGGAGGGUGAAUCCUGAACAGACUGUAAUGGGUUAUUCGGCCAGGGGUGGGGUGGAGGGCGACUCCUGAACAGACUGUAAUGGGUUAUUCGGCCAGGGGUGGGGUGGAGGGCAACUCCUGUGUAAUCAAAUGCCAUACCAGGUCUGUGUUCAGUUAAGAGAACUUUUUCAAACACUUCAAGUCUUGAAGUAAAACUGCUAUUAUCUAAUGUCAAUACUUUCUCAGUAGAAACUCUUAUCAUGACAAUUUACAAGUUAAACUGGUCUGUUUAAUAACUGGUAACCAAAAUUUGUUUCUUAUCAUGAUUAUUGAUUCCCCAAAUGUUUCUCCUCAAUUUCCUGAAGUUGUGUAAGAAAUGUGCUGACUGAUGGUUCGUGUGCCUUACAGAGAUAUGUUGUAUUGCCAUACACACUGUGAAACACAGGGUAUUGUUUUUAUAAUGACCGUAAUCAUUGUUACAGAACUUAGAAUAUAUGUUAUGACCAGAAAUGUUGUUGCAGAAUUGAUAAUAUGUCUGUUUCUAUAGAAGAUCUGGAAUCUCAUUAAUAUCAUUAGAUUGUGUUGCUGUGUAUUGAGCUGUCAUUAGGAUAUUACCUAUGUUUUGUAUUAUUGAUGUCGUUAGAUUGUCCUAUUGUGUGUUAUCAUCCUAAUGUAUUGCAAACAUCUAAUGUUAUUUUAUUUAUUACAAAUUUUAUUGAAGAUGGAUCAAAAGGAUUGUACAACAUGCUGAUAUAAGCUUCCAGACUUUCAUUAUGUUUUGGUCAUGAAACAUUUUACAUGUAUUUUCUAUUAGAGCAGGCCAUUUUUAAUUCGUUUAAUAAAAUAUAAUAAGAACUACAACUAUUGACCCCUAUCAUAGAACAAUGACAUUUUAAACACAAAGGAUACCAUCUACCCAUAUCAUAUCAAAACCAAGGGCAUUAACACAUAGAGUCCAUUCCUAUCAUAGAACAACACCAGUAUCAUAGACCAUUAAUCCUCUCAUAGAAUGUCCAAUUACAUUAUGUCGGUCCAUAGCCUGUCCUCUAUAGACCCAUCAACCUCUGUCAUAGAACAACCAAGGUCAUCCUCACACUUCAUACCUCUGCAUUUUCUCCUUUGUUUUGUCUACUUUUUUGCCUUGUUAUUUGUUAUGAAUAAUAAUGCAGGUUGAGUUUUGGUUAGUUAACUGGCUCAAAAUGUUUAAAAUGUUUAAUACGAAUCUGAAUGUACUGGUGAUUUGGCUUAUGGCUUUAAAACUCUCACACUGGGGCUGGCUGCUGAGACCUGGUGGUUACACAUUCCUGACUAUUACACUGUCUUUUGUUGGCACAUGCUUCCCUUUAUCAGAAAACCUCAUCUAUCAGUCAAUCUUGACCUGUUAAAGUCCAGAAAUAUUUCUAUACUGAGCUCAGAUAAAUUACCAUGCAUGUAGAAUUUGGGCUUUUAAAACAAUGUAUGAGGUCAAACAUUUUUGUAUCAAAAAUAUUUAUGUAUAUUUCAUUAUUUAUGAGAGUUUGUGAGAACAGCAAGUAUGUAUGUUUUUAAUAGGAUUGUGUUGUUAAUAUAUCCAUGUCUUUGUGUGUUGGUCCUUACAUACAGAGCACUCGUGUACAUGUACUGGCAGUAUCUACAAGUGUUAUAGCUGUAUACAGUAUGUCAGCAAAUAUUUACACCAGUUUUAACUCUCAACCUUUUCACCCUGUAUAAUAAGGACAAAUUCAUUGUGGUGGUGACCAUUGGUAUAAAAACUUAAAUCAGAACACAUCCAACUUAUAGAACACAACCUCCUAUAUUACACAGCCACUGUUAGCAAACACCCUACCAUCAGUACACAGCCUAUAAUAACUACACCAUCUCCUAUAUUACACAGCCACUGCUAGCAAACAUCCUACCAUCAGUACACAGCCUAUGAUAACUCCACCACACUGCUAGCAAACAUCCUACCAUCAGUACACAGCCUAUGAUACCUACACCACACUGCUAGCAAACAUCCUACCAUCAGUACCCAGCCUAUGAUAACUACACAGCCACUGCUAGCAAACAUCCUACCACCAGUACACAGCCUAUGAUAACUACACC
Molecule: messenger RNA, 5981 nt
Organism: Mizuhopecten yessoensis (Yesso scallop)
Lineage: Eukaryota; Metazoa; Mollusca; Bivalvia; Pectinida; Pectinidae
Product: protein FAM102A-like
Exons: 9
Coding region: 405-1433 (342 amino acids)
Source: RefSeq, a predicted model, not a curated record